Solanum tuberosum (potato) is the source of this 579-nucleotide messenger RNA. RefSeq names its product transmembrane protein 258. The coding region runs from base 109 to 345 and encodes 78 amino acids. Lineage: Eukaryota; Viridiplantae; Streptophyta; Magnoliopsida; Solanales; Solanaceae. Gene Ontology annotation, cellular component: oligosaccharyltransferase complex. The record is from RefSeq and is a predicted model, not a curated record. The transcript is spliced from 4 exons.
CCUUUCUUACUUGACUACUUAAAAGACGGAUUCACAGCCGUAGCAGAGGCUUUCAACAGUUCGAGUCUACGCGAGAUCAUCUGAUUUUCUCUCAAAUUUAUUGAAGAAAUGGCUCAUUCAGCAAAACCGAUCUCGAGUCCAGUACCUGAUGCGUGGUACCCAACCCUAGCAGUGUUCAUGCUUGCAAUUGGUCUUGUUGUAACUGCUUCAUUCUUCAUCUAUGAAGCUACUUCUCCGAGGAAAUACCGCAGUCUUGCAAAGGAGCUUGUAACAGGGACAGUAGCGUCUGUUUUCUUGGGUUUUGGAUCCUUGUUUUUGCUACUUGCUUCCGGCGUAUAUGUUUGAUCCAUCCACAUGGAUAGAGAUAUGUAGUUUUUUACUAAUGUUUCUACAUGAACGGUUUUGAGUACUGCUGUGAUUUUAUAUGACUUAUCUUAUAACUUAAUGGCAAGCAUUGGAGAACUAGUUGAAAAUUUUCUGAGGUACAAGAAAAUACUUCUUAUGAUCAAUUACUUUAUAGAACAAAAAUGAGUGUAUCCCUUUGUUAUGUUUUUUCUUGAGCCACAGGUUUAUUGGAAA